This is a messenger RNA of Callorhinus ursinus (northern fur seal), 2363 nucleotides long. NCBI's taxonomy places the organism in Eukaryota, Metazoa, Chordata, Mammalia, Carnivora, Otariidae. The record is from RefSeq and is a predicted model, not a curated record.
CCAGGUUGGGGAGCACACGCUGGGCACCGUGCACACCCACAGCGCCCACUUCAAGGUGGAUCUGGAUGUAGGAGGACUGGAGAACUGGGUCUGGGCUGAGGACAUGACCUAUGUCCCCACGGCGGUACCCUGGAGCCCCGAGCACCAGAUGCAGAGGCUGCAGGUGACCCGGAAGCUGCUGGAGACCGAGGAGCAGGCCGCCUUCCCCCUGGGAGGCGCCCUCCCCCACUACGUGUACCUGGCCAGCAACCACAGCAACAAGUGGGGUCACCCGCGGGGCUACCGCAUCCAGCUGCUCAGCUUUGCUGGGGAGCCGCUGCCGCAGAACAGCUCCUUGGAGAGAGCCUUCAGCUGGGGGAGGUACCAUCUGGCGGUGACCCAGCGGAAGGAGGCGGAGCGAAGCAGCACCAGCAUCUACAAUCUGAACGACCCUUGGACUCCCACCGUGGACUUCGCUGACUUCAUCAACAAUGAGACCAUUGCUGGAGAGGACUUGGUGGCCUGGGUGACGGCUGGUUUCCUGCACAUCCCACACGCAGAAGACGUUCCCAGCACGGUGACGGUGGGGAAUGGUGUGGGCUUCUUCCUCCGACCCUACAACUUCUUUGACCAGGACCCCUCCUUCGAGUCUGCGGACUCGGUCUAUUUCCGGGAGGACCAGGGUGCCGGGGCCUGCGAGGCCAACCCCCUGGCUUGCCUUCCCCAGGCUGCUGCCUGCGCCCCAGACCUCCCUGCCUUCUCCCAUGGGGGCUUCUCUCACAACUAGGGGGUCCCCGGGGCGGGAAAUAUGGUCAGGGGCCCCAGGGCCAGGGUGCGUGGGGAGGGGAGCGGUAGGUGCUGGGCCAGGCGGCCUGGCGCCCUCUUCUCUUCCUUCCUUCCAGCCCAAGGCUCCCUGCCUCCCCUUCUCCCCAGGCCCCCUCUCUGUCGCCCUCCCUGACACCCCCUCCCUGCUGGGAGCAUCCUGAGCCUGUGAUGCCUGGCACUGGGGGAGGGGCAGAGACAUGACUCAGCUUUGUUGACCCCAGACCUGCUGGGUUCCCGUCCCACAGAGAAGAAUGGCCAGCUGAAGCCCGGACUGAUGGCCAAGCUUUUCCCAGAAGACUCCUGUUUUUUUGUGGUUUUGUUUUGUUUUUUUUUUUGCUUUCCGGCUUUCCCCUGUUGUUUUUCAACCCAUCUCCUGAGCCUCCUCAGUUCCUUCCUCGGAAGGUGAGGAUGGUGUUGCGGCGCUGGGGCUAGUCCCCUAGACGCUCCAGGGCAGGGCUCCUGCCAGGCCUACGCCUCCACGGAGGAGCUAGAAGGGGGUCCUUAGCCCACAUUCCUCUUACCCAACUUCUCCUCUCCCUCUUCCUUCCCUUGCCUACUUCCGCCUCCUCCUGUCGCCACCUGCUCUUACAGCCUCGGAUUUCCCUCCCAGGCCUGAGAGGAUAUGCCUCUGUCCCGAUGCUCCCCUCGUCUUCAUUUCUAAUUUAGGUCUCCUCUCCCGGCUCUCUGCCCAUGGAAGUCUCAAAAUGCAAGGGACCUCUGGUUUGAGAGGACAAUCCCUGUCUGUCCCCCUGUGUCUGUCACAGACUAGAGUAGGAGUUGUCCCCACCCCUGUCCCGGGGCAGGCUGUAAUUCCCGCAAGUCCCCUCGGCCGCUUUGUAUUCGCCUGCUUUGCACUUUCUGGCAAAGGACGGUCUCACGGCAGCCUCUCAAGUUAGCAUCUGAGGCGGACCUGUGGGUACCGGGGUGAUGAGGGGCGGUCAUCUGGGCCAGGCGUGUGUGUGACCAGUGAGCGCACAGACUCCGCAGCAGCGGACACGGACAGCAGGGGGGCGCCAACGGUGGGAAGCUCUGAGACCUUGGAACUCCAGUGGCCACCACUUGUGGCCACGCAAAUGAGCUGGGGGCUGGCUCCCACCAUGCUGUCUCUCAGGGGCUCUGGGUGAGGGGCGGGUGCGCCCAUGGUGAGAGAUUGGAACUACAGGCACAUCCUUUCCUCGAGGAUUGGUUAACUGAACUCCUACGCAGCCUUAUAAUGCAGGGCUGUGCAGCUCCAGCUAGUACUGGAGUCCUAGAGUACUCGAGUACUAGUACUCGAGUACUCUGUGUGUACUAAUAGGGAAAGAUCUUCGAGUGAAAACGGCAAGGCACGGAAGUGUGUGUGGUGCGCUUUGCCUUUGUGUGGUAGAAAGGGGGAAACUAUACAUAUUUACUAUAUAUGCAUAUCCAGAAGAAACCAGUGAUACUGGUUGCUUUUGGGGAAGGGUGGGGAAAGAGGAAGGAGGAGACUUAGCACUCCAUACCCUUUUGUGUGUUUUGAAAUUUGAGCCAUGUGACUGUAUUACCUAUUCAAAAUAAAUAAAAAAUGGGCCCAAACAGGA